AUGGGCGCGUUUCGCCCUCGCUUUCUGCUCGCGCUCGUCCUCGUGGCAUCUCUGAACUUCCUCGCGGUUCUCGCGGCGCUCCCUCCGGAUAGCAACUACGACGCGAGCGAGUUUGCCGGUCUCGAGGAAGCAUACGACGCGCGCGCGCUCCUCGAGGCCAACAGCGAGGCUGCAGUUGACUCCGUUGACUGGGUUGAAUCCGAUAACUCGGAGGAUCCGCGAAUUCUGGCGGAUGUGGCGGCGGACUUCAAGCAGCCAUCCGAGUCGGACGGCGCCAGCGGCAGCGCGAAGAAAUCGCAGCUCAACGGGCAGGCGGGGACGAACGCGCGCGCGCCAGUGGACUCCGCGGUUUCACCCAAUGGCAAGUCCAGCGCCGCGGCGCCCAAGAAAGGGAAGCAGGGGACGAAGAGGCACUGCGUGCGGCGUCGGUGGGGCAGGUGCGUCAAGUGGGCAGCGACGAGGAAGCAUCAUAUCAGAACGACCAAGAAGACAUCCGGCGACCUGGAAACUGCUGACAAGGCAUCCGCGAAGCCCAAGGGCGCUGAGAGUGGCGUGCCGGCGGUUGGGAAGAAGGGGGCGGCACCCGUCAGCACCUUUGAGUCGACUCAAAAGAAGGGGGCGGGAGCUGUCAGCACCUUGGGCACCCACAGCAACUCGGGCGCAGCCCCCCAGAAGCGCGCGCUUCUCGGGGCCGAUAGCGAUGACUCCAAUGAGUGGAUUGACUCCGUUGACUCGGAGGACCCGCGGAUUCUCCUCGGGGCUGGCAGCGAUGCCUCACUUGAAUCCGUUGACUCUGUUGACUCCGUUGACUUCGAGGACCCGCGGGUGCUCCGUACGAUGGCGGAUGUAGCAGCGGACUUGAAGUGGUCUUCGGAUGAUUUCAGCGGCGCCGUGAAGAAUUCGCUCGGGCAGGCGGGGAGAAACGUGCGCAACUCGUUCGAUAAGACGUUCCGCACUGGCAAGUUUGCGCCUAAGAAGAAGCAACAGCGCGGGAGGAGACCCGGAAAGAAGCCGAGGAAGGGCAACCCGGGAUCUGGACCCAAGGAGCUUGGCCUUGAUCUGAAGGCCAGCAUGGGAUUGGGCUUUAAGAUUCGUGCCCCUGAGAAGAAGUUAGUGAAGGGCAACCCGGGCUCUGUCCCCAAGCCGCCUGUUCCCGUCGCCGGCAUGCCGGGUGUUCCAACUAAGCUGGAGGGAGCGAAAGUCAACUCCGGCGCAGCCAGCCAGCCACGGGUUUUGACUGAGGAUGGUGAGGAGGUGAAGAAAAGCGUUGACUUUAUUGAAUCUGUCGACUCUAUUGACUCGUUUGACUCCGUUCACUUUGAGAACCCGCGGGUGCUCCGUACGGUGGCGGAUGCAGCAGCGGACUUGAAGCGGUCUUCGGACGAUUUCAGCAGCAGCGUGAAGAACUCUCUCGGGCAGGCGGGAAGGAACGUGCGCAAAUCGAUCCUUAAGAUCCCUGGCAAAUUCGUGGGGGUGAGGCCCGUCCUCAAGCCGGUCACCAAGCCUGGUGUGCGGCCUUUCGGGAAGCCGGUCACCUCAGGCUGGCCUGGUGUGCUGCCUGGCUCGAAGCCGCUCACCAAGCCUGGUGUGCAGCCUUUCACAAAGCCGCUCACCAAGCCUCGUCUUGCAUAA
Closterium sp. Naga37s-1 is the source of this 1632-nucleotide messenger RNA. Lineage: Eukaryota; Viridiplantae; Streptophyta; Zygnematophyceae; Desmidiales; Closteriaceae. The record is from the annotation of a GenBank genome assembly.